Molecule: messenger RNA, 1447 nt
Organism: Phoenix dactylifera (date palm)
Lineage: Eukaryota; Viridiplantae; Streptophyta; Magnoliopsida; Arecales; Arecaceae
Product: protein SGT1 homolog
Molecular function (GO): protein-folding chaperone binding
Source: RefSeq, a predicted model, not a curated record
UUCUCCUCUAAAGCCUUUUAGUUGCACUUCUAUUCGCAUCUCCUCCUCUCUUCUCGUUGCGCUCGCCGCUCGCUCGCUCUCGGUUCCCCUCUCCCAUGGCGGCGGAUCUGGUGAAGAGGGCGAAGGAAGCCUUCUUCGAAGACGGCUUUGAGCUCGCCCUGGAUCUCUACUCGCAGGCGCUGGAGUUGGACCCCAAGAACGCCGAUCUCUACGCCGACCGCGCCCAGGCCAAUAUCAAGCUCAAGAAUUUCACCGAGGCUGUUGCUGAUGCAAACAGAGCAUUUGAGUUGGAUCCUUCAUUGCCAAAAGCUUACUUGCGAAAAGGAACUGCUUGUAUUAAACUAGAGGAAUAUCAGACUGCAAAGGCAGCCCUUGAAGCUGGUUCCUCUUUGGCACCUGGGGACUCGAGAUUCAUACGACUGAUUAAGGAAUGUGAGGAGCAAAUAACAGACGAGAUCAGAAACCUGCCUGAAAAAGUGACACCAAGUGCAAUUACUCCUUCAAAGGAUGUUGGGCAUACUGAUGAUACGUCUUAUCAGUCUACUAUUGUUUCCCCAAGCAAACUAAAAUUUAGACAUGAGUUCUACAAUACUUCUAUAGAAUUGGUUUUGACCAUUUUCGCGAAGGGCAUCCCGGCUGAAUGUGUGAAUGUUGACUUUGGUGAACAAAUAUUGAGUGUCUCCAUCAAUAUCCCUGGUGAAGAAACCUAUCAUUUUCAACCGCGUCUAUUUGCAAAGAUUAUACCUGAAAAAUGCAAAUAUCAAGUGUUGUCUUCAAAAAUUGAGAUUCGACUUUUUAAAGCUGAAGCCAUCACAUGGACAUCCUUGGAAUUUGGCAAAGAGAAAGCCCUUCCACAAAAGAUUAAUGCAUCACCAGCUGUGAAAUUCCAAAGGCCCUCUUACCCAUCUUCAAAAUCCAAAGUAGAUUGGGAUAAGCUGGAAGCCCAAGUAAAGAAAGAGGAAAAGGAAGAGACGCUAGACAGUGAUGCAGCAUUAAACAAACUGUUCCGUGAUAUUUACCGAGAUGCAGAUGAAGACAUGCGACGAGCCAUGAUUAAAUCUUUUGUGGAAUCAAAUGGAACGGUGCUGUCAACAAAUUGGAAAGAUGUGGGUUCAAAGAAGGUGGCCGGGAGCCCGCCUGAUGGCAUGGAACUGAAAAAAUGGGAGUAUUGACAUUCAAUGUUGUGGUAGUUAAAUUUGUAUAAUCCAUGUGGGAGUCAAGUGUUAAUAAAUUUGUUAAUUAUCGCAUUCGAGGAUAAAAUGGGUUUGUUUCUGUAGUUGUUUAUUGGACAUAUUGUAGUCUCUUGUAUCUUUUGUUUCGUGCUAUAGUGUCUGGUUUCUUCAUCGUGGCAGCUUGUCUGAACAAUUGGUAAUUUAUCAUUUUAGUUGGGAUUUCAAGCUUUUUGUUCACUCUUAACAUUUCCCUCAGUAAGCGGAAUUUCUUUCAA